This is a messenger RNA of Apodemus sylvaticus (European woodmouse), 4898 nucleotides long. RefSeq lists its product as uncharacterized. Lineage: Eukaryota; Metazoa; Chordata; Mammalia; Rodentia; Muridae. The coding region runs from base 104 to 832 and encodes 242 amino acids. Gene Ontology annotation, molecular function: methyltransferase activity. The transcript is spliced from 7 exons. The record is from RefSeq and is a predicted model, not a curated record.
UUUCGUGACUGGACGAUCUGAGAAGGGCGGGGUCGCGGCGGGCACAUGUCUAGCUGCGCGUGCUCAGUGAGAAGCUGGUCCUGUCUUGUUGGCUGACUUCACCAUGGACUUUCGGUCCGCUCGGAGGGCUGUGCUUCAGCUGCUCGGAACUACGGCUCCCGCAGACGUCCCGGCACUGCUUCACUGGAUGAGGACUACCCGGGAUUUUGAUGAAUUUACUCAAGAUAACAAUGACAUUAUGUUGAAGAACAUAGCUGAUGACCUUCGGAACUGUUUGCCUGUAGAAGCUGUGCUCUGCUCAGAACAUCUAGCCCUUCAAAAAAUACGACAACAGCCAGAACCCACAGUUCACGUUGAUGCAUUCCUUUAUGAUGAAGACUUUAUUGAUACAUUAUGUGAGGAAGGAAAAAUGAGCAGAAACUACUGUACGGUGUGUGGCUCACACCAAACAGCGCCUUUGGGAUUUAUCUCUCAUUCCUUCUCCCUCACGGAGUUGAAGUUCCUUUACCAUCACAUACUCCCUGACCUGUCAGGAAAGGUCUUGGUUGACGUUGGCUCCAGACUUGGCACAGUCCUUUAUGGGGGUUACCUUUACAGCUCAGCAGUGCAGCUCUGUGGGGUAGAGCUGAAUGGAGAAUUUUGCCAAUUGCAGGAAAUGAUCAUAAAGAAAUACCAGUUCAGUGACAGAAUAAAGGUGCUUCAUGCAGACAUCUGUACCCAAGGUUCCCUUCUGCAAACUGCUGACGUCAUUGUAAUGAACAAUGUCUUCGAAUAUUUUCUUACUGAGGCUCAACAGGCCAGGGUUUCUCUGUGUGGCCCUGGCUGUCCUUGAACUCACCCUGUAGACCAGGCUGGCCUCAAACUCAAGACAUUACCUGUCACUACCAUCCAGUCAGUGCUCAAUUUGAUUUUAAUAAUAUUUUUAUUUUUCUUCGACACGUUUGUACAUGAUAUCAACUUAUUUUAAUAAGGAAACAGAUUAAAUGCAAAAUUUGGACAAAAUACUGAUUUUGUAAAUUUUUUUUUAAGUUUACAUGUAUUUAUUUGUGCUCAUCAUAGUGGGUGUGUAGAAGUAGAAGGAAAAUUUGCAAGAUUCACUUCUCUCCACCAUGUGUGUUCUGGGUAUCAAACUCAGGUCAUCGGGCUUUAUGUAAACCACCCUCUGAGCCAUCUCAGUGGCCCCUGUAAUAUGUAAUGUUUGAUGGAUAUAAAAUGAUAGCCUGACUCCCACAUUGGCUCAGGGACUAGCAGUUCCCAGUGCAGUUCUUGCUGUCAUUGUGCUAAUCUGUUGUCUUAGUUUCUUUUCCUGUUGCUGUGAUAAAAACCUCUGACAAAAGCAACUUAAGAGAAAAAGGUUGCUUAGCUCCUUCUGAAGUCUCUCUGAUGGUGGAGGUGGAUCCGCACUCGGAGUGAGAAGCAGCAGUGCAUGCGCGCUCUUUAGCCCGGCUCUCUUCAGUUGUUGAUCCACUCAAAAUAACACCUGGACAGCUAGCCCCGAGUCCCUCCGAUCAGCUGAUUCUAGAUGUUGUCCAGUUGACAAUUAACACUAGCCAGCACACUUAUCAUAAACUAGUAUGGAUUAACCAAGGUUUAAUAGACUGAGAAUAUUAACCUUCAAAACUAGUUAAUUUUUGUGUUUGCUUUUUACAGUUCUGGGGUUGAGCCCACAGGCAGGUGCAGGCAGGUGCUCUGUCUCUGAGCUACGUCCUCUAACAGGGUCCCUGAGGAAGGAACCUCUGACAGGAUCCUGGAGUUAUUUCCUGUCCCAACUGGUGGGAAGGUAGCAACUGUCUGAUGAGUUCUCUGUGCAGCCCAGACUGGCCUUGAACUUGAAGUCCUCUUGCUUCUGUUUCCUGACGCUAACAGGACAGGCAUUUAUCACCACAGCAGCAUUUUUACUUUUAAACUUAGUUGCAGAUAAGAAAAAUAUUUUAUAAUUGUUGACAAGUAUAACAUCACUGGUCUAUUAAUAAGGCAUUGAGAGAAGGUUAAACACUUUGGAGAUACACAGAUUUCAAAUGCUGAAGACUGUUGUAAGCUGUUGUGAACUGUGGGGGGUGGGGUGGAUCCUAUAUUUAGAUUGGUGUGGUGGCACACGCCUUUAUUUCCAGCACUAGGAUGGAAGAGGCAAGUUCCAGACCAGUCAGGGCUCCAAUGUGAGAUACAUGAUGUUAUUUAAUUACUGCUAUUUAGGGAGCAGUGAAGCUGGGGUGAAUGUGUGUUAUUGACAUGGUCAGGGCCAUGUCAAGGACCCCACACCUUAGACGAAUGGGAGUGACAAUGCUUUCCUCUCCUCCCUAUGCAGAUGGUUACAGUGUGUAAAUGUAGAAAAUGACUACCAUGGCUUUCUCCCCCUGGGUGGUUAAGGCCUGAAGACUGCUCCCCUGCAGUCUAUUCCUAGUGAGAUUAGCUAACCCUGUCUUUUUGUCAGCUGCAUGUAAUAACCUGCUUAACUGCACGAUGUAAUAACCUGCCUAACUGCACGUAAUCGGCAUGCUGAGCUUCCAGGGUGAUGCAGCUUCUCCAUCCAAAAAGGAGAGCACAGCCCACCCGACUCUGACUGCCUCUGACUGCCCCUAGGUCAGGGUUCCAGACCCGUGCCGCACCAGAACACUGAACUUCGUUAGUCUACGGCAGUGAAUUCAGCUAAACAGUGAGCUGAAGGCAUCCUGAGCUCUGUGAGACCUGUCUUGGAUAAUUGAAAAGAUUGUGCUAAUAUAGUUUUCCAGUUUUUUUAAUUAAAUGGACUUGUAAAGUACAGCAUUUUUAGGAACCACAUUUAAAAAAAAAAAAAAAAACUCUAGUUGAAACAGUGCUAAGUGAUUAUCAUCCGCAUCCUGAAAAACAAAACAAAACAAAAUGUUCUAAACGUAUGACACCUAUUAGCCAUAGCCUCAACCAAAAAUAAAUACAAAUGAUGCUGCUACCCAUCCACCUCACCAAUCUCACUGUGGAGACUGUGUUCCCCGCUGGUGGGGUAAACUACCAAGGCCAUACAUAGUGUAAUCUGGUGCAUAUCAACCCUGGGAGUUACACAGACCUGGUCAAACCACACUGCACUCUGGCAUGCUUUGGCGGGUUAUUUCAUUAUCCUAUAGAACUGGCUAGUCCCACCAAACUUUGCAGAUGCUCUUUAAUAUUGGAAUUCCCUCCCCAAAGUACUCCAUCCAGCCAGAUGAGGUAUGAUUUAACUCUUGAUAUGAGUUUAAAGAGAUCUAAUCUACACAGCAUACACAUCUACACAUAGUUUUAGUUUCUGGCUUCUGUACCCCUUGUUUUCCCAGGACACUUCCCCUUCCUCAGCAAUCUCAGCCUAGUUGCAGUCUGAAGGACUGAUUCUCAUGUGCUCUGUGGAGAAAGUUCAAGGCUUUGAUGCUGAACCUGCUUGACUUGUGCGAUUCUGAAAACUUCAGUUCUCUUAUUCAGAAUCUUUACAGUAACCCACAUCCCCAUCUUGUUAAUAUCAGUACUUUGACCUCGUAACUUUACCAACACCCCUCAGGAACUGGAAAUUUUGCCAAUUUCUACUGUGUUGCUGUAGUUCUGUUUCCUGUGGGUAAACAUUUUGCCCAUCUAGAUUUCUAGAUACUGAUUGCAUUUUCUUUUGUCAUCCUUAUUCAGAAAAGAAAAGAAAAAAAGUCCAGUGUCUGAUAAAAGCUAACAUGUCAGGUUUUUGUUUUGCUUUUUAUAGUGAAGUUUUGAGUUCUCAGCAAAACUUUUAAAAAGCUAAGCAUUUCCUGUACACUCUACCCACCACACCGCAGAGUCUGUAUGCACCGUUACCAUUCCUCCCACCACAACAGUGUGCGUCUUAGGAUGGGUCUUGGGAACUGCAUAGUCACCAGAAGUUUACAGUAGCGCUCACUCCUGGUGCCGCACAGCCCGUGCAUGUGUGUGGAUUUGCAUGUGUGUGACUUGCGCCCAGCCUUAAAACACGGACAAUAGUUUCACUGCCCUAAAAAUCCCCUGCUCAGCCCUUUGUCCUGUACUCUCACCUCACCCUUGGCAGCCACUGAUCUUUUUCCUAACCCAUAGUUUUCCAUUUCCAGCAUGUGAAAGUUAUAAUCAUACAACUUCCAGAACUCUUCCAGGUUAGGUUCCCUCUCUAGCAACAGGCAUGAGGUUCCUCCAUGUCUUAAUGGCGUGAACGCAUUCCCUUUUAGAGCUGAACAGUGUGCAGUUGUCUAGAUAUGUCAAAAUUUCUCCAUGUCAUAAUUGCUUCCAAGGUUGGUAAAUUAUGAAUAAAAUUACAAUAACUAAUCACGUGCAGAUCUUUUUUGUAGUACAUGUUUUAAACUUCUUUGCUAUUUGUGUAAAUAGCAAAGUGUACAGUUGCUGGUUUUUUGUUUUUGUUUUUUUUUGUUUUGUUUUUUUUUUUUUUUUUUUUUUUUUUUGGAUUUGGUUUUAUUGAGACAGAGUUUCUUUGUGUAGCCCUGGCUGUCCUGGAGCUCACUCUGUAGUACAGGCUGGCCUCGAACUCAGAAAUCCGCCUGCCUCUGCCUCCCAGAGUGCUGGGAUUACAGGUGUGCGCCAUCACCGCCCCGCUGGGUUGUUUAUUAAAGGCUACAUCCAAGGUUUUGUUGGGUUUGUUGUUGCUUUGUUCAGAUGAGGUCUAAUUCUAUAGCCAAGGCUGGUGCCCUAAAACUCAUUUUGUAUCCCAGGCUGGCCUCUAACCCAAGAGGAACCUCCUGCCUCAGUUUCCUCGGUGCUGGGAUCCCAAGUGUUUCCCACCAAACUUGGCUGGGGCUGUGACUUAGAGGUUGGGUAGAUUGCUUAACAGUCGUGGCUCUCCUCCCCAUCAGGAGAUAGAAAGAGGAAACAUUGAACAAGAGAGCCAUCUCUAUUCUGAUUAAUAUGUGAUAUUAUCUUACUGUUUCAUUAUAUCAGUUUUUAAUGUG